This is a messenger RNA of Macroventuria anomochaeta, 1458 nucleotides long. RefSeq names its product ubiquitin thioesteras-like protein OTU1. Gene Ontology annotation, biological process: endoplasmic reticulum unfolded protein response; protein deubiquitination. Gene Ontology annotation, cellular component: cytosol; nucleus. The record is from RefSeq and is a predicted model, not a curated record. The transcript has a single exon. Lineage: Eukaryota; Fungi; Ascomycota; Dothideomycetes; Pleosporales; Didymellaceae. Gene Ontology annotation, molecular function: cysteine-type deubiquitinase activity. The coding region runs from base 335 to 1324 and encodes 329 amino acids.
CCUCCCACCCCCGUCUCCCCUCACCCCCGUCUCCUCUCGUCCCCGUCUCCUCUCAUCCACCCAGCCUUGUCCUCUACACUGUCCGCUUCCGCGACUCCAAGCUGCUACAGCUGACCGCACCUUCCGCCCUCCAGACUCACACAGCACGUCAAACCAACCAAUCAAUCAACCAACCAAGCACCCUCCCUCCCCUCAGCCCCACCACAACUCACCCGCAGCUUCCUUCUAUCCUUGAUACUCUCCUUCAAGCGUCACUCACACUCACCCUCACACCCUCACUCUCACCCUCACCCUCACUCUCACCCUCACUAUCUCCCCACACUGCCACAGUAAGAUGCCCAUCAGGGUCCGCCUACGAGCGCCGAACGGGCAGCACACACUCUCGCUCGACGACAACGCCGCCGUCUCAGACCUCCUCUCUGCCAUCACCACAUCCACAGACCUUCCGCUGUACGAGCUGAAGUGGGGCUUCCCACCGCAGCCGCUCGAUCCAUCGCUAUACGGCCUCUCCACUCUCCUCAAAGACACCGACCUGAAGCUCAACGGCGCCCAGAUCCUCGUCAUCGCGCAAGCAACUGGCGACCCCAGCGAGAAGAGGAGGGAGGAGGAGCUCCAGGCUGCCACAUCGCAACCAGCAGCACCUCUUUCGCUACAACGGAAGGAGCAGCCAGUGCUGAAGGACACACCAGAAGUAUUCGUGCCUGAUCGGAGCGGUACCAUGGUGCUGCGCGUCAUGCCAGAUGACAACUCGUGCAUGUUCCGAGCAGUCGGCAGCGCGGUCCUCACAGACACGCUUGACUCGAUGACCGAGCUGCGAUCCAUGGUCGCCCAGGCUAUACAACGCGACCCCGAAUACUACAACGCAGCAAUCCUUCAGCGGUCACCGGACGAGUACUGCAAGUGGAUACAAUACUCCGACUCGUGGGGCGGCGGCAUCGAGCUGAGCAUCCUGUCGCAAGAAUUCGACAUUGAGAUCGCGAGCAUCAACGUGCAGGACUUGCGAGUAGAUCGCUUCAACGAAGGCCGACCGCGGCGCUGCAUCCUCGUCUACUCAGGCAUACACUACGACACCAUCGCCUUCGUUCCUUACGGCUCCUCGACGUUCAGUCCGGAGAACGACGUCAAGCUGUUCGAUGCUAGCGACGACGUUAUGCUGGAGGCGGCGCGGCAACUAUGUGGCGAGUUGAAGAAGAAGAAGUACUACACCGACACACAGAAGUUCGACGUCAAGUGCAAUACUUGCGGGUGGAGAGGCGCAGGCGAACGAGGUGCAGUACAGCACGCUGAGGAAACAGGGCACGUCGACUUUGGCGAGGCAAAUUAGAUGCGAACGCUACAUCGGCGUCCUAACAACGGCGGCAUCAUUGGUAGGGAUGUAGGACGUAUGGUCUUAUGGUGGGGAACACAAUAACAAAGCACAAACACAUUCUUCAUAUGCAAGACUUGUCACCUCUCUGG